AUGCACAGAAAAGUCGGGGCAUUUCCGCCCGAAGCGUGGCUGACCGAUUCGGAGAUAAACAACUUCCUGGCGAAGCUUGUCAACUCCACGGGGGACGCUGUAAUGGCAGGAUAUCCCCGAAAAGACCGCGUUUUAAGGCCUAAAACCGUGGUUUUCAGCAGUUUCUACUUUGAGUCUUUGAAGUGCAGCGGAAUGAAGCAUCUUGCAGGGUGGAUGCCUGAAGGGGACACUUCCGGAGUGAGAAAUCUGAUUUUUCCUUUGCACAGCGAAUCGCACUGGUCGAUUGCGUAUAUCGACCUUUCAACGGGAAUUUCCGUUAUUUUUGACUCGCUCAGGCCCAUACACAGAAGCCUCUCGCACGCUCUUCUCCAGCACUCGGCGGUGAAUCUGUGCAUGUAUAGCAGCAGUUGCGCACAGCAGGAGAAUUCGCACGACUGCGGAGUGUAUGCCCUAUUCUAUGCUGCGUGUUUACUGCGUGGAAAGUUUGGGCUAUUGUUUCGGAAAGUCCCUGGGAAGUUUUCGAGUUAUGUGCGAGAUUUCGUGCGAAAGGGGAGGCGGUAG
Molecule: messenger RNA, 561 nt
Organism: Nematocida major
Lineage: Eukaryota; Fungi; Microsporidia
Exons: 1
Coding region: 1-561 (186 amino acids)
Biological process (GO): proteolysis
Molecular function (GO): cysteine-type peptidase activity
Source: RefSeq, a predicted model, not a curated record